Neltuma alba is the source of this 2691-nucleotide messenger RNA. Its product is annotated as receptor-like protein kinase FERONIA. Bases 38 to 2518 code for a protein of 826 amino acids. The record is from RefSeq and is a predicted model, not a curated record. Gene Ontology annotation, biological process: protein phosphorylation. NCBI's taxonomy places the organism in Eukaryota, Viridiplantae, Streptophyta, Magnoliopsida, Fabales, Fabaceae. Gene Ontology annotation, molecular function: ATP binding; transmembrane receptor protein tyrosine kinase activity. The transcript has a single exon.
UGCUGUGGGUGGCUUGAACGAGAACGUUCUCUUCAGUAUGACUAACUCACCAACAAAGGCCAUGCUUUUCCUCUUACUCUUCAGAAUCCUGGUUUUCACUAUCUGCGUCAUUUCCUACACUCCUGAUGAUAAUUUUGCAGUCAAUUGCGGUAGCUCCGACAAUUCUCCUUCUUUAGUUGGCCGGAGCUGGACCGGAGAUAAUGACUCAGAAAAAUUCUCUCCGAUCAAAUUCCCCGAUAGCAAAGACUCAUCGGUAAGUGCCAAGGCACCUUUCAAAACAACCCCUUACGAUACCGCGCGUGUCUCUUGCUCUGAAAUCUCCUACUUGUUUCCAUUGAAGACCCACGGCCACAAGUUUAUUCGCCUUCAUUUUUACCCAUUUUCCUACGACCCCAACUUCCUUCGCUCCGACUCGUUCUUCUCCGUCAUAGUUGGAUCUCACACUCUGUUGAAAGACUUCAAUGCUUCAGUCACCGCCGAUGAGGCUCGGAAAGAAACCAUUUUACGAGAGUACUGUGUCAAUAUUUAUGACCCCAGUGAGGGGCUUAUGAUAACCUUCACGCCCAGCCCAUCUCAUCAAAAUGCCUAUGCUUUCGUCAAUGGCAUUGAGGUUGUCUCUAUGCCCACCUUUCUUUAUUACACAAACCCAGGCAACCUGCAGGCAAUGAUGCUAAAUGGUGGAACCCAACAGUAUGAGAUCGAAAAUAAUAAAGCUCUGGAGACUGUGUACAGAAUCAAUGUUGGUGGGAGUCAAAUCCCGACCGAAAAAGAUACAGGCAUGUAUCGUUAUUGGGACCAGGAUAAUGACUACUUGGAGAGGGAGCGACUGCAAAGUAUUUCAGCAGGCUUUGGUUUACAUCCAAUUUACAGAGAUGAUCAAAAUUAUUUUGCACCUGAUGAAGUAUACAUGACUGCCAGAAACUAUGGGAUGAAAGAAACGUCCAUAUUUAACGUGACUUGGGAAUUUGAAGUUGACUUAGGAUUUACUUAUAUGGUGAGAUUGCAUUUUUGCGAGUUUGAUGAACACAUUGAAAAAGCUGGAGACAGGGUUUUCCAAAUCUUCAUAAAUGAUGCUUUGGUGGAGCCUGUCGCCGAUGUGAUGUUGUGGACUCAGAGUCAGAGGAAUGUUCCCGUGCAUAGGGACUAUGCGGCGUCGAUGCAGGGCAAGGGAAGCUUGAAGAAGCUGAAUCUUUCAAUUAAGUUGCAACCACACCCAACCGCGAGAAGCAGCUACAGAGAUGUUUUAUUGAAUGGUAUUGAAAUUCUUAAAGUAAGUGACUUCAGAAACAGCCUCGCGGGUUCCAAUCCCUAUCAAGCUCUUUCUCCCCCAUUGCUUCCGAAGGCUCCUAACAAGAACCCACAAAAAAUGAGACUCACUUCCAUAGUUGUGGGGUCAACUUCCGGCUUCAUUCUGCUAUCUCUCAUCGUUUUGCUGGCUUAUUGUCAAUUGGCCAGAGCUGCAACCAAUCAAGAAAAUUCACAGUGGGGACCAAAAUCAUCGGCGACGUCAAAAGCAAAUACCUGCUCAUUGUUACCAUCCGAUUUAUGUCGUUACUUCUCAAUAAGCGAGGUAAGAGCAGCCACUAAUAAUUUUCAUGAUAGUUUAAUUAUUGGUGUCGGAGGGUUUGGUAAUGUCUACAAAGGCCACAUUGAGAACGGUUCAGUUCCUGUGGCAAUCAAACGGCUCAAACAAGGUUCACAACAAGGGCUUAAAGAGUUUGAAACUGAGAUUGAAAUGCUUUCUCAACUUCGACACCAUCAUUUGGUAUCCCUCAUUGGUUACUGCAAUGAUGACAAUGAGAUGAUCCUUGUCUAUGAGUUCAUGGCUCGUGGGACGUUUCGUGAGCAUCUUUACGAUUCCGAAAACCAACCACUUUCUUGGAAUCAAAGGCUGGAGAUUUGCCUUGGUGCUGCGCGAGGACUACAUUAUCUACAUACAGGUGCAAAGCAAGCAAUCAUCCAUCGCGACGUGAAGUCGACAAACAUCUUAAUAGAUGAGAAUUGGAUGGCCAAGAUUUCGGAUUUCGGACUGUCCAAAAUGGGGCCUGGGGGUAUCUCUAGAUCUAACAUUAACAUAAGCACAUUAGUUAAAGGAAGCAUUGGUUAUAUGGAUCCAGAAUAUUACACAUUGCAAAUCUUGACGGAUAAGUCAGACGUGUUUUCAUUUGGAGUGGUGUUGUUAGAGGGAUUAUGUGGGAGGCCUCCUAUUCUCCGUGCGGUGGACGGGGAGCGGCAAAACCUUGUAGACUGGUUUCAAAGACAUGUUCAUGAAAAUGCCAUUUAUGAGACAGUGGAUCCAUUCAUCAGAGAAAGUAUAAUGCCGGAGUGCUUAAAGGCAUAUACUGAGAUUGCACUGAAAUGCGUCGCUAAAAAUGGGAAUGAACGGCCAUCGAUGGGUGAUGUGAUGUUAGGCCUAGAGUAUUUAAUGGAGACAGUGAACAAAGCGGUGAAGACAAAGCUUGGUGGGACUCUAAAUGAGGACAUUAUUGUUGAAGAAGGAUCAGUAUUCAAUGGGUGAUGGACGUAUAGUUGAAUCUUUUAAAUAAACACACGUAGAUAUGAAACUUGUAAAUAAGUACGUACAAUUUUGCGUUUACCACUUCGUCGUUCAUCAAUUUUCAAGUUAUUAAUUGCCUGCACCAUUAUUGUACAAGAAAACAUCGCCUUCUUCUUUAUGGAGUCCAAUUUCUC